UGAAGUGAUUCCCGUGAGGUUCAUGAUGGCGGACUGGCACAUCAGCAGCUCUGGUGAUCAUGUCCCGGUGUUAUUCUCGUUCUCUGAGUUCUCACGACCUUCAUCUGUGUCCGUGGCGUCUGGAUAUGAAGUGUUGAUCCAGAAGUUUCUCUCUCUCUAUGGACAUCAGAUCGAUAUUCAGCGCAAGUUCGUCAUUCAGUGUUUCUCGGAGGAAUGGGGUCAGUACAUUGAUUUACCGAAGGGAUUCGUGAUCUCCGAGAGAUGUCGCCUGAGAUUAGUGCCUCUGCAGACGGAUAUGACUCCGCUGGGAAACCUGUCACCAUCCACCACAGUGUUCUUCUGCUGUGACAUGCAGGAGAGAUUCAGACCUGCCAUCAAAUACUUUGGUGACAUCAUCAGUGUGGGACAGAGACUGCUGCAGGGUGCUCGUAUUCUGGGUAUUCCCGUGGUGGUGUCAGAGCAGUAUCCUAAAGGUCUGGGCAGCACAGUACAGGAACUGGAUCUGUCCGGGGCUAAACUGGUUUUCCCCAAAACCAAGUUCUCCAUGGUUCUUCCUGAGGUGGAGGCCGCCCUUGCUGAACUUCCAACGGUCCGCAGUGUUGUGCUCUUCGGUGUCGAGACGCAUGUGUGCAUUCAGCAGACGGCUCUGGAUCUGAUAGGACGAGGAUUUGAAGUGCACGUUGUUGCUGAUGCCACGUCCUCUAGAAGUAUGAUGGACAGAAUGUUUGCGCUGGAGCGUCUGGCCCGCACUGGAACCCUCAUCAGCACCAGUGAAUCUGUCCUCCUGCAGCUGGUGAAUGAUAAAGAACAUCCCAAGUUUAAAGAGAUCCAAAACAUCAUUAAAGUCAGCGCUCCAGAGUCAGGCCUGCUGUCCAAAGUCUGAUCACACGCAUGUUAACAGUCUCACGCACACGUCACUGAUGACCGAAACAUGUGUGUGUGAUGCUUCUGUACAUCACUGAUGGAAAUCCUUCAUUUCAAUGUUUGUGUUUCUCUCCAGCUGGACUUUCAGUUGAUGGAUGUUUGGUUUCUUUGUUCUUUUAUUGUAGUGUAACAUCAGACUGAAAUCACACCCUACACCUACACUAUACGUGCACAUGAUGAAAUAUAAUGAAGCAAGCUUACUCAGAGAUUUAAUAAGACUGAUAACUAAAGGUACAUUUGUGUUUCUUGCCUUGUUUAGACCCACGCUUUGUAUUAUUGUUUAUUGGAAAUCUUGAUUUCAUUUCCUUAUAUUCUUGCCCUCACCGUCGGGUUUAAAGACUUUUGUGUGUUUGUGUUGAUUUGGGCUUGUAGCUUGAUGAUGAUGAUGAUGUUUGUGUGUAUAUGGUCUGUAGAGAUGAACAACAGUCUCUUGACUGUAAUCGAAUGCAGAUCGAUUUUCACAUAACAAAACAUCUCUUUGUGUAAACAUGAUUUCUAUCACAUUUUGUAUCUGAAAUAAAUGUUUAUAUGCAAAUAUUGAAAGUAUAAAGGUGUUUCAUGUAUAUUUUUAUCCAACAUGGUAAAAAGAAAGUAUUGCUUUGAGUAAUAUAAGGAAAUAAACUGGAAGAACUGGUUUCUUGCGACCGUUGACUGA
Molecule: messenger RNA, 1579 nt
Organism: Triplophysa dalaica
Lineage: Eukaryota; Metazoa; Chordata; Actinopteri; Cypriniformes; Nemacheilidae
Gene: isoc1
Product: isochorismatase domain containing 1
Exons: 5
Coding region: 23-883 (286 amino acids)
Cellular component (GO): cytoplasm
Source: RefSeq, a predicted model, not a curated record